Nematostella vectensis (starlet sea anemone) is the source of this 1507-nucleotide messenger RNA. RefSeq names its product probable cytokinin riboside 5'-monophosphate phosphoribohydrolase LOG4. The transcript has 6 exons. The record is from RefSeq and is a predicted model, not a curated record. Gene Ontology annotation, cellular component: cytosol. Gene Ontology annotation, biological process: cytokinin biosynthetic process. The coding region runs from base 662 to 1249 and encodes 195 amino acids. Lineage: Eukaryota; Metazoa; Cnidaria; Anthozoa; Actiniaria; Edwardsiidae. Gene Ontology annotation, molecular function: hydrolase activity, hydrolyzing N-glycosyl compounds.
ACCACUGUCUAACCCUCGUAUGAUUUUUCAAUAAAAUGGUUACCCAAAUAUGCAAAAUUAUUGGUUACACACAAAAAACAAAGUUAUUGGAGUUGAUCAUUGCUAUAUUACCAGUACAAUCUAAAAGAUGUCUAUAAGGAAAGCGUCAAUUGGCGUUAUUUCAGGUCAGAGUAACGAGGCGCGAGAACGAAGCGGCCGAGUGGGGAGGGGUGGGAGAAAAGAGAAAGGAGGGAGAAGACGUCUUCCCAGCGCUCCAUUCUCUUCAAUACACCCCCUCCCCCUCCACCAACCUUGUUCCGCCUCGUUCUGGCGUUCUCGCUGCUUCGUCUCGCUUCGUCGCCUCGACUCUCUGGGUCCCCGAAGAAAGUUUAUUUUCAAGAGAUUCUUAGACAAGUUAUAUUCUUUUAAUGAAAUCAGUUUAUCUAUCGUCCACAAACAGCUCGGGAUGAGUAAUAGAAAAAAUGGAAAUAUUCGGCCACUAAAACUCUAGAAGCGCCGCUUUCAGAUUUAGGUAAAACACGAUUUUGGGUUUCCUGUGAUACAUCAAGGAAGGCCUGACUUGCCCUGACGUCUAUUGGUUUGGUUUAUUCGGUUUAUUUAUACUGUAUAAAUUGUUUCUUUUCGACUUCUAAAGUAAAAGUAAAACCGAACAAACGCCGAGAUGCCAUUACAGGCAGUCACAGUAUUUUGUGGUUCUAGCCUGGGAAAUAACCCAAAGUACGAAGAAGCCGCAAGAGCCCUUGGAAAAAGCCUGGCAGAGAAGGGUAUUGAGCUUAUCUACGGAGGUGGUAAUACAGGCCUGAUGGGAGUAGUCUCUAAGACAGUCCAUGACAAUGGCGGCAAAGUCACGGGGUUCCUUCCAGAGUUUUUCAUCACAAAAAGUCCAUCUUUAUUGGAGUCCAUUGGGAAAACAGUCAUUGUCCAAGACAUGCAUACAAGGAAACAAAACAUGUUAGACAAGGCCGAUGCCUUGAUAGCCCUGCCCGGAGGUUAUGGAACCGCUGAGGAGCUGAUGGAAAUGAUAACUUGGAGGCAGUUGAAACUUCAUAACAAGCCCAUAGGAGUUGUAAAUACCUGUGACUAUUACAAGGGCAUCAUUGAUUGGGUUAGCCAUGCCAAACAUAGUGGGUUUAUUGGAGCACAUGACAAUAAUUUUGCUAACAAUGGAAGUCUUUUCAUGGUAUCAGAGGACUGUGAUGAUUUGCUUCAGAGGUUGGCAGAGGAAUCUGACAAAAUACUGCAAAGCUAAUAGCAUUCAGAUGAUUGUAUGUGUGUACACUUUUCAUGCUCUGAAAGGUUUGCAGAAAGUAUCUAAGCUUUAUCUAGAAAGUGGAAAGGCAGACUGCAAUGAACAAUGUUGGCUGUUUUCACCAGCAAGGACAGAGAUGUUUGUACAGUUGCCUUUAGAGAUCUACUAUGUGCAAGAUCCACAAUUACCCUCUGUUGUAUUACUUCAUUUUCCUCGUAUGGGUAAGAUCGAGAACUUGAAUAAAGAAAAGCAGAAAAA